This is a messenger RNA of Chelonus insularis, 1813 nucleotides long. RefSeq names its product ess-2 splicing factor homolog (gene Es2). Lineage: Eukaryota; Metazoa; Arthropoda; Insecta; Hymenoptera; Braconidae. Bases 268 to 1707 code for a protein of 479 amino acids. The transcript has 2 exons. The record is from RefSeq and is a predicted model, not a curated record. Gene Ontology annotation, cellular component: catalytic step 2 spliceosome.
CGUAAAUAAAACGAUAUGUGAAUAAGUGAUGAAUAUUUAAUAUUUUUACGAAAUACUAUGAGUAUAUAAAGAUAUAUUUGGAGUGUCAAUCUAAUUUUAUGACCACGAAAAAACAAUAAAUCAUUAAUUUCGCAAUAUUGUAAGCUGUACAUUUGCAAAGUCGAUCAAGAAACGUAUUGUUGUUAAAUCUAGGUUAUUUCGUAGUUUCCCAGUUUUAUUAAGUAUUUUAAUUGUUAAUGAUGAUAUAAAAAUUGAAUAAAUAUAAAAAUGGGUUCACCAAUGGACACUCCUGGCUCACAAGCUCUCGAAGUGGCGAAAAGUAUAAAAGAUGUGGUGAUAUUCAAGAAACCAACAGGUCCUGUGAAACGUAAAAAAUAUCAACCAUCAAUUUUGGAUGAAGAUACGUACGUUGAAAAAAUUGGAGAAAUAAUUCAACGAGAUUUCUUUCCACAUCUAGAAAAAUUAAAAGCUCAAAAUGAUUAUUUAGAUGCAUUAGAGCAGAAUGAUGCUAAAAAAAUGCGUGAGCUCUAUGAAAAAUAUAGUGCUGGAACUCCUUUAACUGAAAGAGUAGCAAGUCCAGCUACAUUUGAAACACCUCUACGAGAAGAUAGUUCAUCAAAUAUUGAUCAUAUUGAAUCUGAGCAUGCCAAAAAAGCUAAAACAGAUACGGAAAAUAAUCAAAUAGGUCUAGAUUGUUAUUUAAAUUCCCAUACGAGUGAAGACAAUGCUAGUUUUGAAGAAAUGAUGGUUGAAGCUGAAAAAAAACAAAGAAUCAAAUACUCAUGGUUAUAUGAUAUGGAAGAAAAUUCUAAAUCUCUUGAAUUAAAAAAUAAUACUUUAUCAAUUACUAAUGACAAGGAUAAAACAUCAAAAAAACCACUUAAUCUCGAUACUUGGAGUUAUAAAAAUAAAAAUUAUAUUAUGUAUAUACCUGAUGGUGUUGAAAUUACACCAGAAGAAAAAAUUGAAUUAGCAAAGAAGAAACAAGAAAUUGUUCAUGUAAAUACAAGAUUAACUGUAAAUCCUUUCAAUGAAAAACAGAAUAAAGAGACGAUAAAUGAAUUGGCGAAAAUUCAGUCAAAAGUAAAUGAUGGAAAAAUUGGAGUAGACGGUAAAGAAGUCCUAAGAAAUCCUACUCCAAGAGUUAAUGGAUUUAGUUUUGUUGCUACACCAAGUCCAAGACCAGGAGAAUGUGAAAGUCCUCUGAUGACUUGGGGUGAAAUUCAAGGAACUCCUUUUAGACUUGAUGGAGGUGAUACUCCAUUAUUAAGAUCGAAUCAAGGACCUUCUUUCAGGAUGGCGGAACCGCCGAAGAGAGAAAAAUUGGCAUUACAGUUGGCAGAAAAAGCAGGAGAACGGCAUAGAGAUAGGAAAAAUAAGGCUUUAGAAGCUGCAAGAAAAUCUUUUGCAUCACCAUCACCCAAGUGUUCAUCAGCAAUAGAAAGACUUAGCACAAUGUCACCUGCAGCAAGAAGAUUAGCGACACAGAAACUUAAAAUACUUGGUACACCAAGUCCACGAAGAACUCCAUUAAAAUCACCUUUAAUAGGAGUGAAAACAACUAAUUUAACUCCACGUCAUGUGACACCUUCAGAAUCACCGAAAAUUACCUUAGAAUCAGAGAAUAAUUUGAAAACUAAAGAAACUGUACUUACUGAUAAUUUAUUAAAUUUACCACAUAGACAAAGAGCUUCUGAUUUUUUUUAAUCAGCAACUUGAUGGAUUUUAAAUAUCUUUUUUAUUAUUAAUAUGUUUUCUAACACCAAAAAUCUUGAUAUGAACUUUAUAGAAAUUAUUAAUUCGUUGUAUAUAU